Solea solea (common sole) is the source of this 942-nucleotide messenger RNA. Its product is annotated as putative mediator of RNA polymerase II transcription subunit 26. The transcript has a single exon. The annotation marks the transcript as partial. The record is from RefSeq and is a predicted model, not a curated record. Lineage: Eukaryota; Metazoa; Chordata; Actinopteri; Pleuronectiformes; Soleidae.
CAACACCAGCAACAACUACUACACCAGCGACAACAACUACUACACCAGCCACCACAACUACAACAGCAGCCACCACAACUACAACACCAGCAACCACAACUACACCAGCAACAACUACUACAACACCAGCAACAACUACCACACCAGCCACAACAACACCAGCAGCAACUACAACAGCGACAACAACUACUACACCAGCCACCACAACUACAACACCAGCCACAACAACACCAGCAACAACUACUACACCAGCCACAACAACACCAGCAGCAACUACAACAGCAACCACAACUACUACACCAGCCACAACUACUACACCAGCCACACCAACUACUACACCAGCCACGACAACUACAACACCAGCAACAACUACUACACCAGCGACAACAACUACUACACCUGCCACCACAACUACAACACCAGCCUCCACAACUACAACACCAGCAACAACAACUACAACACCAGCAACAACUACUACAACACCAGCAACAACUACUACACCAGCAACAACUACUACAACACCAGCAACAACUACUACACCAGCCACAACAACACCAGCAGCAACUACAACAGCAGCGACAACAAUUACUACACCAGCCACCACAACUACAACACCAGCAACAACUACUACACCAGCCACAACAACACCAGCAGCAACUACAACAGCAACCACAACUACUACACCAGCCACAACAACUACUACACCAGCCACCACAACUACAACACCAGCAACAACUACUACAACACCAGCAACAACUACUACAACACCAGCAACAACUACUACACCAGCCACAACAACACCAGCAGCAACUACAACAGCAACCACAACUACUACACCAGCGACAACAACUACUACACCAGCCACCACAACUACAACACCAGCGACCACAACUACAACACCAGCAACCACAACUACACCAGCAACAACUACUACAACACCAG